AUGCGGCCUGGAGGGAAGAUAUUUAAUUUAUUUGUUACUUUCGACUGUCUAUCUAUUCAUUUAUCUGUCUACGUCUACGUUUAUUAUCUAUCUAUGCCGGUCUACUUUCGGACAAUUAUCUAUCUAUUUAUCUAUCUAUCUCAGUCUGUUCGUAUCUAUCUAUCUAUCUAUCUAUCUAACUCUGUUCAUAUAUAUCUAUCUUUCUAUCUAUCUCAGUCUGUUCAUAUCUAUCUAUCUAUCUAUCUAUCUAUCUAUCUAUCUAUCUAUCUAUCUCAGUCUGUUCGUAUCUAUCUAUCUAUCUGUUCAUCUAUCUAUCUAUCUAUCUAUCUAUCUAUCUAUCUAUCUAUCUAUUUCAAUUUACUUUGUCGUGCUCUAAUCUAUCUAUCUAUCUAUCUAUCUAUCUCAGUCUGUUCGUAUCUAUCUAUCUAUCUAUGUUCAUAUCUAUCUAUCUGUCAAUCUAUCUAUUUCAAUCUGCUUUGUCGUGAUCAAAUCUAUCUAUCUAUCUAUCUAUCUAUCUAUCUAUCUAUCUCAUUCUGUUCGUAUCUAUCUAUCUAUCUAUCUAUCUAUCUAUCUAUCUGUCUGUCUGUCUGUCUGUCUCUCUGUCUGUUCAUAUCUAUUUGUCUAAUCAUCAUAUCUAUCUCUCGAAAUCAGAUCACAACUAUCUACUUGUCUAACUGUCGUAAUCAGAGCAUAUCUAUCUUAAGCAGAUCAUAUUUAUCUAUAUAUUGUAAUCAGGUCAUACCUUUCUAUCUUAAUUAUGUCAGAUCUAUCAGUCUAUAUAGCCUUCAUUGUUUCUUAUCACUUUCUUUCUUUCUUUUUCUUUCUUUCUUGUAUUAUAUGUCGUUCCGCGUCACAUUCUUUCUUUCUUUCUUUCUUUCUUUCUUUCUUUUAUAUACCGUACCUAUGAACACAUAUAUUUAUCUUUCUGUCAUAUACCGUACCUAUGAACACGUAUCUUUUCGAAACGAUCUAUCUCUAUUUUUCUUUCUUUCUUCCAUUUUUCUUUCUUUCUUCAUCGUCCUUUUUUCUUUCUUUCUUUCUUCAAGUUGCGUGUUUCUUUCUUUCUUCAUGAUCAGUGUUUCUUUAUUUCUUUAUGUUCCUUGUUUCUUUUAUACAUCGUACUACUUUUUCUUUUUUUCUUUAUCUUCAUUCUUUCUUUCUUUCUUUCUUCAUAGUACUUCUUUCUUUCUUUCGUUCAUUCUUUCUUUCUUUCUUUCUUUCUUUCUUUCUUUCUUUCUUCAAGGUGCGUGCUUCUUUAUUUCUUCCUGGUCCGUGUUUCUUUAUUUCUUUCUGGUCCUUGUUUCUUUUAUACUUCAUACUACUUGUUUCUUUCUUUUUUCAUCGUCCUUGUUUCUUUCUUUCUUCAUUUUUUCUUUCUUUCUUUCUUUCUUUCUUUCUUUCUUUCUUUCUUCCUGGUACUUUUUUCUUUCUUUCUCCAUGCUAAUAUUUUUUCUUUCUUUUCUUUUUAUAUACAUCUCAUAUUUUCGUCCUUCUUUUUUUCCUUCUUGUUUUUCUUCCUUUCUUUUUUUUUUUGUUCGGUCUUUCUUUUUCGUUUUCUUUGUUCUCUCCUUUCCUUUCUUUCUUACUCAUUUUCUCCUGCGGCAGUUCUAUCUAUCCGUCCCUCAAUCAAUCACUGCUUCUUUUCUCAUAUAUAUCAUCUCUUUCCAUUUUCUUCUUUCUUUCGUUUCAUUCAUCCUCAUUGCGGGUCAUUACAGCUCUGUCUAUCGAUCUCUUUUCUUCCUUAUUUCUGUCUCGUUUUGUUCCCUUUGUUUCCUCUUUCUUACUUUCUUUUUUCGUUCACGUUCUCUGGCAAUGCAGAUCUAUCUAUCUAUCUAUCUAUCUAUCUAUCUAUCUAUCUAUCUAUCUAUCUAUCUAUCUAUCGUUCAACAUCUGUUCGUAACUCCAAAGUGCAGCGGAAAUACCUCCCACAAAAUAGUAACAUAUUAG
Messenger RNA from Acanthosepion pharaonis, 1947 nucleotides. Lineage: Eukaryota; Metazoa; Mollusca; Cephalopoda; Sepiida; Sepiidae. The record is from the annotation of a GenBank genome assembly.